CGUGGGGGGCGGUGGGGAGUUAGUUGAGGGCUGUGUGGAGAGAGAGAAUGCCAGAAGAGGAGGAAGAUAAAUCUCUCUCUGUCCAACCCUCUGUUCCGUUCCUGGAUUCAUUCUUGGGAGUCCGUCACCGUCCCGCCUGCUGUGCUGCCUCUGGAUCUAAGUCUCCUGGAUUACAGCUCCGUUUCUCCGCUCAUUGCUCCUGACGCUUGAAUUUCCACGGCAGGCAAAGUUGGGCAUCCAGAGACUAUAUGUUGACUGCCUGUUCAUUUCCUCUUGAAUUUGUAUGCUGUUUGAGCUUCAAAAUGAAGUGUGAUUUUAAUAUGACAGAGAAAAGAGCUCCGUCUCUUUUUUGGGGAUUGUUUACUUAUAGGAUAGGCUAGUGAUUUUGAUAUAUUUUGAACUUCGUUGUCGCUGGUGAUUUGGUUGUGAGGGACAAGAUGAGUGGGGAGGGAGGUUAGAAAUGUAGGAAUUGUUGAUGUCUUUUCAUGUUUUAUUUUUAUCAAACAGAGACAUUCUAACCUCACUCACCCGUCUUUCUUUUUUACUGACGAUGUGACCUUAGUGGUCUCUGUUUUUCAGUGUUUUUUAGUGUUGCUGCAUUUAUUGCUCGUCACACUGGAGGGUCCGCUUUGGAUGUGUGACUGCACUUGAACUCUCACCGUCCCCUGCUCUUCCCUUUUCCAGGGGGCUCUUAACCUAGACCCUCUCUCUUUAACCCUGUGUAAAACCCCUCUCCCCUCUCUGGGGGCUCUCUCUGGACCUUCCCACCAUUUUCUGUUGCUUGAGGACACAGACAGCCCCGCCAGAAGAGGGGCUGUUGGGUAGGAAGACACCCCCCUCCCAAAGGUGAGAGGGGGGGGAAGAUGGCAGCUCUCGCCAGCUCUCUCAUCAGACAGAAACGGGCGGUCAAGGACGACGGACAAAACCGACCGGUAGCCAACAAGAGGAAGCCUUGUCCCAAGAGCAACAAGUCUCUGUGCCAGAAACAGAUCCUAGUCCUUAUCUCUAAAGUGCGGCUAUGUGGGGGUCGAAAAAGUCGAAAAGAAAAGAGACCGGAGCCCCAGUUGAAAGGCAUCGUGACCAGGCUGUACAGUCAGCACGGAUACUACCUGCAGAUGCAUCUGGAUGGCACCAUGGACGGCACAAGGGACGAAAGCAGCUCCUUCUCACAGUUCAACUUGAUUCCUGUGGGUCUGAGGAUCGUGGCGAUCCAGGGGGCGAAGACAGGGCUCUACCUGGGCAUGAACAGCGACGGGUACCUUUACACCUCUGAACACUUCACCCCCGAGUGUAAGUUCAAGGAGAGUGUGUUUGAGAACUACUACGUGACGUACUCCUCCAUGCUCUACAGACAGAGCCAGUCGGGCCGCUCCUGGUAUAUCGGUAUCAACCGCGACGGACAAGUCAUGAAGGGCAACCGGGUGAAGAAGACCAAAGGUGCUGCACACUUCCUGCCUAAAGUUAUAGAAGUUGCCAUGUAUAAGGAGCCAUCGCUACACGAGCUAGUCAACGAACAGAAAGAGAAAGAGAAAGAGAAAGAGAAAGAGAAAGAGAAAGAGAAAGAGAAAGAGAAAGAGAAAGAAGGCCCUGCCCAGAAGACAGUGAAGACGUCAGAAGAACGUCAUGAAAGAACUUUCUCCAUCAAGAACUGCAGGAAAGAAAAAAAAGCCCCCAAGGCUGAUGCCUCGUAGCACAGGGGACCGAUGGUGGGGGAAGGGCAGCAGUGACACUGAGAACUAAAUAGGGACUUAAUCGCCCAUCAUGCACUUGGGCUGGCUGGAGGAAUGGUCCCCUUUCCCCAGAAGUGCACUGGGCUGCACCAUGAUGAAGUGUCAGGGGUCAACAGCCCAUCAGGUCUGGGUCUGGGAGGAAUUCCUCUCACCUGCCACCAGAGAGGAAGAUAGACAAGGGCCCAAGUCAGCACCACCACCCUUCCUCCCUGUCAAUCACCUUUACCCCUUCUCCUCUAGCACACUCACUACCAAAGGCACAGCCUGUAUAAUCUCUCUGUCAUUCAUCUACUGCCUUCCCAUCACCUGUCCUAGUUUCUAGAAAUCACCUCCACUCGCGCACACACUUUAAUUUAUAAUUGUUGUAUUUUGAUGUGCAAAUGUGUGAUUGUGUCUGUGUGUAUGUGUGAGAGAGAGGUGUGUAACAAUAAUCACUUCAUGUCAUCAUAAUUACUACUCUCGAGUCCACUCUUCUAAUUAAUGGCAAUCACCGCGGUGAAAGUGUGACUAUGCCUGGCCUCCACCAUCUGUCCACCUGCAAAUCACACACCUCACAGCUGGAGGCGGGACAUCAAAAUGAUGUUUUAUUGGACAACAUCGGGGCGGGAUCUAUUUUUAUUUGGUAGCAGGGCUGUCUGUUGAACUGCAGUCAGCAAAUCAAUUUCAAAAAAGCCAAAUCAUCUGUUGAAAGAGACAAGUCAAGCAAGCCCUUUUGGGAUCAGAGUUAUAUCUACAGGCUACAAGAUGACCUUUUCUAUCUCCCUCUUUCAAAGUUCCUUUCUCUAACGAUCAAUCACAAUGAGGAAGGUAAUAAUGGAGGGAACUGAAGAAGUUUAUGAUAAUAAAUCAUGAGGAUGAUGAUGAUAAUAAUAAUUACAGUGGUUACGGUGAUUAUGGUGAUAAUGAUGAUUCAACUACUGUAUAACUUUGCAAUAAUCUCACAGACAGAAAUUUCAGGGUAUUCCAUUAUCUGAAGUGAAUAGCCAUUUUCCCUUCUGGAGCCAUGAAAGCACCAUGUCCAAAAAACUAUGAGAGCCCCGACUUGUACAUGACUGCCAUGUCUGGCCCACAUAACAGUAGCCUGACAGAGAUGAUUUCAGUUUGUGAUCAGCAGGCUGACUCUGAGCAUGUGAGAGCGUGAUGGAGCUAAAUACCCUCUGGGCCCAGAAUGAGGCUAUGUUAUUAUGAUGUAACUCUUUGAAGGUUCUUUCCAGGGGGUUUUAUGGAAUACAGCCAUCAUUGCUUGAAUUAUUCACCUACAUUUGUGUAAAAUGUUGUAACUAGUCUCUGCAAUAUUUGUACAGUUUUGAGUCUCUUUAAGAGCUGGGCUGUGUGAAAAGAGAAAGUCAGCUUUUUUGCAAGUGUGUGAGAUAGUUACUGAGUGAGUGGUUAUGAAUGCGCCUGCUUAACAAUCUCCCUAUUUGCCAGCCUCCCUAACUCAGCUUGUGGUGCUCUUUUUUGUUGACCAUAAUGCACAAAAAUACAGUAUUUCAGAGAACUUAAAUUGAUUAGAUUCUCUGUCACCUGAAAGGUAAUGCCAGUGAUUGUUGAGUGUAUCCUUUGCUUGGCAACUGUUGCCGACAUAAAGCCGAGUUUAAAGCUGACAUCAAAGCCUGAGGAGGCUCUGAGCUGGAGCCCCUACUUACUAUUCUACAGACGUCCCACUCCUUAUCCACUCACCAGCCUUAUCAAAUCAGCACAGAGGAAUCCACUCGCAAAUAUGGAUUUCUUUGUGUGCGUGGCUGUUUGUGAUUGUGUUCUUCCCCCAGUGUAGCGAUGUUUGUGGGAAUAUGUGAGUUUAUUUUGGGAGUGCAUUGUGUGUGCAUGCCUGUGUGUGCAUGUGUGGGUUUGUGUGCGUGCGUGUGUGUGUUAAGUGGGAGGUGACUUCUGCAAUGUCCUUCACCCUGAACAUAGGGCACUGGGAGGGCUCUCUUUGUGAUGUCCUUCUCUGGGGAGGUGACAUUUGUGGGGCAAAUGGCCACCUUUCAAACACAGCACUGUCACGGUAUUGUUAUUGGCCUGAGAGUGCUGCAGGUAUCAAUGGGCAAUAAAAUCUAAAACAAAUUGUGGACAACAGCACAGCACAACAUAUACAGGAACAGCCCAGUGUACAGAAGGUUGCUUUUCUAGGCAUGGGGAUAUGUACAGUAAAAUGCCGAAAGACAUUUCUGACCUUGUACAUAGCAGCGUAGCAUGUUCCUGCCAUGGCGACUAUGCUGUUAGAGUGAGCUAGCAUGCCAUUGUAUAUUACAGAGCAGCACUGCACUGACCUCCUUUAAUAUCCAGCCAAUGUGGAGACUUAUACCACAGUCUCUUGGAGAAUCCUGCUUAGAAAAAUCCAGUCGCAGUGGACUGCCUGUAAAUAUGUUGACCAACAUUACAGAAGAAUGCACACAGAGAGGGCGAAUAGAUACAAAUGUUCCAGAAUGUACAGACUGUGAGAUGGGUGUUUUCUGCAUGUUAUUAAGGACGAGAGUAUGUCUGAGAUGGUCUAGAGCAGUGGAUCCCAAACCUUUAAAAAACAUUUUUUACUAGGCAAGUCAGUUAAAACAAAUUCUUAUUUUCAAUGACGGCCUAGGAACAGUGGGUUAACUGCCUAUUCAGGGGCAGAACGAGAGAUUUGUACCUUGUCAGCUCAGGAAUUUGAACUUGCAACCUUCUGGUUACUAGUCCAACGCUCGAACCACUAGGCUGCCCUGCCGCCCCGUAUAGUCCUGUAUCCCUUCAAACAUUCAACCUCCAGCUGCGUACCCCCUCCAGCACCAGGGUCAGCGCACUCUCAAAUGUUGUUUUUUGCCAUCAUUGUAAGCCUGAAACAC
Oncorhynchus mykiss (rainbow trout) is the source of this 4549-nucleotide messenger RNA. RefSeq names its product fibroblast growth factor 11-like. NCBI's taxonomy places the organism in Eukaryota, Metazoa, Chordata, Actinopteri, Salmoniformes, Salmonidae. Gene Ontology annotation, molecular function: growth factor activity. The record is from RefSeq and is a predicted model, not a curated record.